Molecule: messenger RNA, 3289 nt
Organism: Diorhabda carinulata
Lineage: Eukaryota; Metazoa; Arthropoda; Insecta; Coleoptera; Chrysomelidae
Exons: 14
Coding region: 142-3180 (1012 amino acids)
Biological process (GO): proteolysis
Molecular function (GO): metal ion binding
Source: RefSeq, a predicted model, not a curated record
UUGAAAACUAACUAGUAAGCUUGACGUAGUAAAUUUAUUGAUCCGUUUCCGUAGAUUUUCAGUUGAAAAAAAAAAUAAAACGAUAGGAUCAGUUCGAGUGGUAAGCGCGAAUGAAUUGGUAGCAGUAAUUAUUAAUUCGACAUGCCUGAAAAACUGAAUAAGUUCGAAUUAGGUUAUUCGCUGAAAGCAUUUGGCAAAAUUCCAGUAUGCGAAUACGUUUCUAGAAAAACAGGACUCACGGUUGUUAUUGCUGAAGUGGAAGGACCAAUUGUCACAGGACAUUUUUGUUUAGCAACCGAAACGUUCGAUGAUGAUGGGUUACCACACACUUUGGAACACUUGAUUUUUCUGGGAAGUUUACACUAUCCAUAUAAGGGAGUGUUGGAUCUAUUGGCAAACAGAUGUCUGGCUUCCGGUACGAAUGCUUUUACUCAAACGGACCAUACUUGUUAUACUAUGGAAACAGCUGGGAGCGAUGGUUUCCUGGCACUUCUUCCCAUAUAUCUGGAACACAUUCUUUAUCCUACUCUGAAGGAUGAAGCUUAUGUAACAGAAGUUCAUCAUAUUACAGGAGACGGUAACGAUGCCGGUGUUGUUUACUGUGAGAUGCAAGGUAGAGAAAAUUCCGCCGAAUCCAGAUUACAAACAGAAGUCUUGAGAUACAUUUACCCCGGACGUUGUGGAUAUUCCUCAGAAGUUGGUGGAAGAAUGAAAAAUCUAAGAGAAUCUACUUCUAAUGAAAAGUGUAGGGCAUUCCACAAGGCUUUUUACCGACCAGAAAAUCUUAAAAUUAUCAUAUGCGGAAAGGUUGAAGCACAAGAUGUUUUUGACUCUCUAACUAAUCUAGAAGAACUGAUUCUUUCAAAGGGAAAAUUUGAUCCAUUCGAACGUCCUUGGCAAACUCCAAUUCCCCCUGUUCCCGAAUCGAAAGAUAUGGUAGUUAAAUAUCCAUCCGACGAAGAAACUAACGGAAUGUUCUGUGCUGCAUUCAGAGGACCAUCUUUGGUUGAUGAUUAUUAUACAGUCGAAGCGGUUCUAAUAUUGUUGGAAUAUUUGUCUACGUACGCAACUUCACCAUUAAAUAAAAUGUUUGUCGAAAUUGACGAUCCAGACGCAAGUGCGGCUGGAACAGACGUGGGUAGAUACUCAGAAAUAUGCUUGUAUGUAAUACUACAGGAUGUCCCAGUUGAUAAAUUACCUACAAUCGGACAUAAACUGAAGGAACUGUUUAUGAAUAUAGUCAAAGAAAAGGACAUCGAUAUGAUACAGAUCCGCAACAUUUUAGAAAAAAAUAAACAGUCGAAUUUGAGCGAGCUGGAAAGCUCAGCUCAUAAACUAGUUCCAACAACAGUAAUUGAGUACAUGCUCUACGGAAGAUCUAUCGAAGACUUGGUGCAACGUUUCAAUCCUUUAGAUAUAAUAAAUAAAAUGUUGGACGAACCGAAAUCUUUCUGGUUGGAAAUUUUCGAUAAAUAUUUCGUGAGUAAUCAACAAGCCGUGUUUAUACAAUGCACCCCUUCGAUUGAGGUACAACAACAAAUGGCUAAAGAAGAAAAAGAAAGAAUAGAACGUCAGAUCGAGACGUUAAAACCGCGGGGGUUGUUGGAGAAGAAAAAACUUUUGGAAGAAGCGAUAACUCAUAACGAGAGACCGCCACCUCAGGAAAUGCUCACAUCUGUACCGAUUCCCGGAUUGGAAUCGAUAAAAUUCCACAGUAUCGAGAGAUUUAAUAGCGAUUCGGAAUCGAAAGAAAAAAUCGAUUUGUCGAACACUCCAGUUUUUACUUAUUUCGAUAAUUUGGAAAGCAAUUUCGUUUUUAUCAUCGUAACGUUGGAUACUACCGGCGUACCGUCGGAAUUGAAAAAAUACAUCCGCCUUUUUCUCAAAAGUUUAACCGAACUACCAAUCGAACGAGACGGAAUAUUAAUAUCGUACGAAGACGUAGAAACUCAAAUAAGCAACGAUACAAUCGGAGUAAUGUCCAGUUUGGGUAUUCAAGGAUCCGACGAUUUUAGCGCCGGAUCUUAUUCUUCGAUCGCUUCCAUCACAAUGCAAGUCGAAGCAUCCAAAUACGAAAUAGGUUUUAAAUGGAUGAGCGAUUUGUUGUACAAGACCGUUUUCACGCCAGAAAGAUUGAAUAUUAUCGUUAAUAAAAUUAAUAAUUCUGUCGCAACGUUCAAAAGGGAUGCGACCAAUGUCGUUUCAUAUAUUAUGAACGGACUAAGAUUCCAACCUGAUAGCAACAUUAUCCAGACUGGUGUAUUACAACAAUAUAAAUUACUAACAGAAGUACAGUCGAAACUUGAAUGUGGUGAUACUGAAGAACUGAUUGGGAAUCUUGAGAAGGUUCGAAAAAUUUUAAGCGAUCCUUCUAAUGUUGUCGUAUACGUUUCUGGAAAUUUGAAUCUUCUAAAUAAUCCUGUGAGACCUAUUAGUGAAUUUAUACCACCAGGAACAGCUGAUAUUGUAAAACAAUACAAAUUGAGUGUCACACCAGAUUACGAUCUACUGAAAAAGUUGAAAGGCUCUAACCAAGGUUGUGUUGUUGGAAUUGGAUCUUUGGAAUCGUCAAACUUUUUCCAAACGGCACCUAGCAUACAUUCCAAGAAUGAUCCAGAUUUGGCCGCCUUACGUGUGUUUAUUAAUUAUUUGGCACAACUUGAGGGUCCGCUAUGGAAACAGAUCCGUGGAAAAGGCUUCGCUUACAGUUACUCAAUUUUAUGCGUAACCUGUGAAGGUUUAAUUUAUCUAUCAUUCGAUAGAGCUACCAACGUGGUUGGAGCUUACAAAGAAACUAAAGCAAUUGUUGAUAAACAGUUAGAAACUAAAGUGUGGGACGAGGCGUUAUUGGAAUCGGCAAAAAGUAGUUUGAUGUUCGAAAUUAUAAAUUUGGAGAAAACACUUUCGGAUGUCACUGACGUAUCGUUUAGGGCGAAUUUCGAUGAAGUGGAUUAUGAUUUUAAUCAGAAAUUUUUGAAGGCGAUUAAAGAUGUAACGUGCGAUGAUUUAAAUAGAGUUGGGGAACAAUAUAUGGCUUCGUUAUUUGAUCCGAAACAGGCUAGGACUGCCAUCGUUACUGAUCCAGCUAAAUUAGAAGAAAUAGCUGAGGGUUUUAAAGAGUUAGGUCUUCUAUUGGAUGUUUACAAUUCACUCGAAGACAGUUUUUUGAAUGAAUUGUAAUAACCGGGUAUAUAAAGAAAAUAAUUGAGGAAAUGGAAAAUAUAUUUUAUUAUUAAACGCUUUGUUAAACUUUUUAGCGAAUUAAAUAUAUAUCUCAUUUGUUUGGACA